This is a messenger RNA of Pseudovirgaria hyperparasitica, 1609 nucleotides long. Its product is annotated as CRAL/TRIO domain-containing protein. NCBI's taxonomy places the organism in Eukaryota, Fungi, Ascomycota, Dothideomycetes, Acrospermales, Acrospermaceae. The record is from RefSeq and is a predicted model, not a curated record. The transcript is spliced from 3 exons. Bases 364 to 1488 code for a protein of 374 amino acids.
UUUCUGCUCGCAAAGCCUCCAUAUGAUUAAGCAUGGAUAUCGGCGAUGAACAGGACCUGAUCGACGUUGGACGCAUGAGCAUUACAGCGAUAUCCCACUCUAGUCACGCGACACAUACCUUGUUUAUAUCGCAUGUUCUCAGCCCACUCACUGCCUGAUCAGGCAGUCGAUCCGCCAAAGUCGCAUUCAUUUGAGCUUAGUUCUGACUGCUUCGGGGCCCUCCAAUACCAUGUAUUGCUUUUUCUUUUCUUUGCAAGCAUCCAUGCUGCCUGAUCAUGUGCAAUCAACCCUACACUUACCUACCCUCCACUUCUUCUCCAGGCUUAUCUAUCUCACGCCUGUGAUGAUAGCGACCAGGACAUCAUGUCAGCGGUCAACAGCACCACCACCAACACUACUACUACCACCACCACCACACCACCAGCUCGCCUGCCAGACUACAAUGAAUACCUGACCUUUAGUUCAAACGACGAAGCCGAGAAGUUCGCGAUACUGAAAGACCGAUGCAGUGAAGCUGGACUGCUAGAUCGCCCGGAGACGCUGGGCCAGAAGGAGAGCAGGGCGGGGAUAUAUGACGAUGUAACGCUGCUCCGCUUCCUGCGCGCGCGCAAACUCGAUGUUGAGGGUGCGUACACGCAGUUCAAGGACGCUGUGGCGGUGAGAAGGGCGGUUGGCAUGGAGGAUAUGUAUGACAACAUCGACAUUGAUGAGUUUGAGGAGACGAGGCAGCUGUAUCCCUACUGGUCCGGUCGCCGCUCGAAGGAAGGCCUGCCGCUGUGUAUCUGGGACUGCAGUUACCUGACCAGCGCCCGCAUGGCCACAUACCGCGCACCGCUGAAACCGCCUCUCUCACUCUCAUCGACCAAAAACGAGAACAACGACGUUGACGCAAAGGUGCCCCCCGAAACCGUCCGCGCGCUCGCCGUACACGACUCCCUGACCCGGCUCGCGCUGCCGCUGUGCUCUGCAGUGCAAACCCGGCCGCACGCCGACCUACCGAUCUCAUCGUGUCUGUACAUCGGCGACCUAUCCUCCUUUGGGCUGACGCAGGCCUGGACGCUCAAGGCGUAUAUCCCGCACAUCACGUCGCUGCUCGCUGCUCACUACCCGGAGAUGCUGGACGAGGUGUUCAUUGUGAAUGCGCCCGGGUUCUUCCCGCGCGUGUGGAAGUGGAUUGAGGGGUGGUUUGAUCCUGUGACUGCGAGUAAAUUGCGGUUUCUUGGGAAAGAGGAGAUGGGGAUUCUGAGAGAGCGGAUCUGGGAGGGGGAUUUGCCGGUGCGGUAUGGGGGGACGUGGGAGUGGGAGCAUGGGAUGGGGAUGAGUCUGGAUAAGGAGGUGGAGAGACGGUUGGAAUGGGUGGGGGAGCGGAAGGAAUUGCCGGAAGGACCGUUGAAGUGGGUGAGGGAGGAUGGAAGGGACGUGAUUGUGGCGGUUGGCACAAAGAAAGGGGUCAGGAGGGAGGAGAUUAUUGCCAGGCUUAAGACUUAGAAUCUCCAAGUGAGGAUGUUGCGUUUGAACAUAGAUAUACAUUAGAUGUAGAUUCGGAACCUGUCAUGUCAUCGGUCUUAGGGCUUCUAUACUUCUAUAGUGCCAUUACAGUGCUUAAUCC